Messenger RNA from Pygocentrus nattereri (red-bellied piranha), 3607 nucleotides. RefSeq names its product tachykinin receptor 1b (gene tacr1b). Bases 131 to 1378 code for a protein of 415 amino acids. Gene Ontology annotation, cellular component: plasma membrane; sperm midpiece. Gene Ontology annotation, molecular function: substance P receptor activity. Gene Ontology annotation, biological process: G protein-coupled receptor signaling pathway; positive regulation of flagellated sperm motility. Lineage: Eukaryota; Metazoa; Chordata; Actinopteri; Characiformes; Serrasalmidae. The transcript has 5 exons. The record is from RefSeq and is a predicted model, not a curated record.
GAAGGAACCUUCAAACGCACUGAGGAGAGUCCAUACGAGUGGAGAUGGGGUCCUUAAAUGUGUUCCUAAAUGGUCGUUUAUUUACAUUCUCAGCUUAAAACUAAUUUUAAUUUAUAUAAAACGCAAAAAUAUGGAUCCUCUUUAUAACGGCAAUGACUACUGGAACAACAGCUGGGCUAACGACUCUUUUCUGAACGACACGGGCUUUUUCUCAAACCAGUUUGUCCAACCAGUAUGGCAGAUCGUACUCUGGGCGAUGGCAUACAUCUGUAUAGUCUUAGUGUCCGUCGUUGGAAACAUCAUCGUGAUCUGGAUUAUUUUGGCACACAAAAGGAUGAGAACUGUGACUAACUAUUUUUUGGUCAAUCUCGCGUUCGCGGAGGCUUCAAUGUCAGCUUUCAACACCGUCGUCAACUUCGUUUACGCCGUUCAUAACGAGUGGUAUUUCGGCUUGGUUUAUUGUCGCUUUCACAACUUCUUCCCUAUUGCUGCCGUGUUUGCUAGCAUAUAUUCAAUGACAGCAAUAGCUCUAGACAGGUACAUGGCCAUCAUUCAUCCCCUGCAGCAGCGGCUAUCUUCCACAGAGACUAAGCUGGUGGUGGGGGUAAUCUGGGUGCUGGCUCUUCUCCUGGCUUUCCCGCAAUACUACUAUUCUAGCACAGCACAGCUCCCUGGACGUAUUGUAUGCUUCAUCGACUGGCCAGAGUACAGCGUAUGGGAUUUCAAAAAGAUGUACUAUGUUUGUGUGGUUGUGCUUAUCUACUUCCUGCCUCUAUUGGUCAUGGGCUAUGCCUAUCUGGUGGUGGGAUGCACCCUGUGGGCCAGUGAGAUACCUGGCGACUCCUCGGAUCGUUAUCGAGAACAGCUCACUGCAAAACGCAAGGUAGUGAAAAUGAUGAUUGUUGUGGUGUGCACCUUUGCUGUGUGCUGGCUGCCGUAUCAUGUGUACUUCUUAGUACACCAGUUCUUCCCCCACUUAUUUGAGGAGCGAUUAAUUCAACAAGUGUAUCUGGGAAUAAUGUGGCUGGCCAUGAGCUCCACCAUGUACAACCCCAUCAUCUACUGCUUCCUUAAUGACAGAUUUCGAGCAGGAUUCCAGCGAGCAUUCUUCUGGUGUCCUUGUGCCCCAGAGGGUUCAUAUGAAGGUCUAGAGCUCAAGUCCACCCGUUACCUACAGACCCAGGUCAGCCUCUACCGCACUAGCCGCAUGGAGACCACUAUUUCCACAGUGAUGCCAGCUGAAGAGGGAGAACCAGAUACCAGGUUCUCUGUGGACCUGACCUCCAAUGGCUCCUCCCUAAGUGCCUCAAAGACUGUAUCCGAGUGUUCCAGCUUCUUUUCCAGCAGCAACUUGGCUCAGGUUGGGUUACAGGCUUGAGUCUUAUUCCAUGUUAGAAUAUGACUCCUACUCGGAUCACCACCUUCUUAUGAAUGUGCUGCAGAGGAAGUUUCUUCACUAGAUUUUGUCUUCUUCAGUGUGAUUGUAUUACGUGAUGUGGUGACAGAGCAUAUCAGUUAACAUAUCAACUUCAUUCUGAGUGUACAGAACUUGUGACUCAAACAAUUGCAUGGAGUGUACUCAUGUAGAGUGGCAGGUUAGAUAAUGUCCUUUAUAGUAGCCAACCAUUGAUCACAUAGUUCUUGCAUUCCAAAAUCUUGUGUGUUUGUUUAGGAUCCCAUAACUCAGCUGUGUCCUUGGAAGUGGUUAUCCAGCUUCCCAUAAAGAGUACUGCUAGUGAUGGAGGGAAGAGAAGGCAACAGUGACUUUGAACGUUUUGCACCUGCUGUUUCAGAUUACCAGCAAUAGAAGUGACAAUGCGUUGGAUAGGAGUGGACUAGAUGGCGGGUCAUCUGGGUCAUGGUAUAUAUAGUACAGAGACUGAUUUAGAACAAAGACUGAAACAACCUGACCACUUCCAAAAUGCUGCUGUGUUAUUGCUUACAUCUCUGCAUGCUGUACAUAACAUGGUGUCAUUGUGUGAUUGCCGUCAUUCAACACAAAGGUGAACAGAGUGUUGUUUUCUCAUUUAGCUGUUUGGCAAAUUUUAAAGCAUCUGAUGAAUGUGCUGCUGCUAGUGAUGCUAGAUUUUAUCUUUUCUCAUUUGGGUGUUACAUAAUGAUUUGCUUUUGUGUAAUUAAUGAGAUUCAUUGUACUCUGUUCUAGCAAUGUAGCAACAGUGUUCACUAAUAGCAGUAUUGCACACUAAUAACAGAUUAGCUGAUAUUUUGGAGGCGGCAGUAUUAAGCGUGAGUGGUUCAUUUUACAUCUGGACAGCAUGGUAAUGAGAUGUCCAGUUGCAGAUUGUAAAGACACAAUAUGAGAAAGAUGAUGAGAUCAUCUGCCUCUGUAUGUUUAAAUAUACAUCUAUUUUUGUGUUCUUGUUCAAGUUAUUCCAGCUGAGUCUAAGAUGCAGAAAUUCCUGUGUUUUUGCUCUCUAUGUGAGCACCUUCUGUGCUUUGUAUGUUUUCAUCCAGGGCUGUAUGCAUGUCUAAUACCAGUGUUUGUUUUUAGUGGGCUGGCAUGUGUGCUUUCUUGUCUGCUAGCCACCUCCCAACCCACAGCUGUGAGGGCACAAAUUAUAGGUCUACCUCCUUUGUUGGGAAGAUGUGAGCAUAUCUUUGAUGUCCAUAGCAGGACAAAGAAGCCACAUUUGAACACUACACUUUGAACUGCUCUCCAGCUGCAUGACCACCAGAACAUCCAUUAUUAGGAGCUUUUGAGUUCUUUUCAUGGCCACAUUCUCAGUUGUGUGAAAGCUCAUAGUUAUUUGUUAUUUAUCAUGAAGUAAAAGCAGCUGAACGUCAGGUGUUAUACUACUUUGUACGCAAUUAAAUAUUAGUGUCAUAGGUUGGCAGAGUGAAUCAUUGCUUGUUGACAGUUGCACUGUUCUCGGUAAGCAAAGACUAGUUUGUCCUGUGCUUUCUAAAUGUAUAAUGUAUAUUAUAGAAAUUAUCACGAGAGGAUCUUAGCUUUAUUUUAAAGUGAAAUUCUCAAGUGGAAAUUUUUAGAUGCUCAUCUAUGAAGCAGAGAGGUUUUUAUCAUGUUACCAACUAGAUUUUCAUUACUGAAGCUGAUUUUGUGUACGUUUAUUUGUUUUAGGUAGGAUAUUGUGCAAUACAUUAUGUGUUCCUAUUAAAUAAAUGAGACUACCGGACUAAAUUAAUUUUGCCAGACUAACCAUUAAAAGAGACUGCAAUAGUGCAAUUAGAGUACAUAUCUAAAUUGUGUUCUGAGUAAAUAGUACUGAGAUGCCUAAAAUAUGUUGCCAUUUACAUUAUGUUAAUGGGCUGGCCCAAAGUCACUGUUACACACUUCUAGAACCUCAGACCUGCUCAGCCAGUUUGCGGGGAAGUCGCUGUAGUUACUGAUUAAUAAGCCUUAAUAUGUAAUAAGCCUGAGAUUUUAAAGGGGUUGAAUAAAGAAGGUAGAUAUUGUUGUAAUUACCACAUUUUUCACAUUGGUGAAACUAGUCCUUUGGAUGUUUGGACAUGGCAUCUCCAAAUUACAAGCAGUUUGUGAAUUGUGAAUGUAUCUGGCUUUGGGCACCUGUUUACGGUGUUGUUCCACAUUGUUGAGUAGAGUUGCAAAUAAAUUCUCUGAGAUGGA